AUGGCUUGUGUUCUCAUACCGUUCCGUCGGAAAAAAGCAAGAGCUGAUAAUUUUUUAAUCACAGCAUCUGUUUCGCUAUUGAAUGUCGAAUUACGCAAGAAAAGGUGGUAAGGGACAAGAUAAAGUAUUUUCUUUCUCUCUUUUCUAUUAAGAGUUUAGCCUUCGAAGCUACUUGUCUCACUAGAGUCAGACUUUUUUUUACUUUUCUGAUUAGAAAAUGAUCAAAAGUUAAACUCUGACGAAGCGUACAAUUUCGAAAACAAUAUGAAUUUCACUAGGAUUAAUUGAAUUGAGGAAAAAAUAUGCGUUUUAGAAUUUGGCUGAGUUCGAUUUCACUGUUGAAUUCCGCGUGAGACUUAAGCAACAGAAACAAAGGGUCUUUCCCCAAACUGAAUAUUGUUUGCCCUUUGAAGUUGCAAGACUCGGUAAAAAACAAAUACUUAGCUAAUUGGUAUUUUUCACGGCGGUGCUGCGAGAGAAAGUUUUUGAUAACGGUCAAUCAUUAACAGCAAGGGGGAGGGAGGGGUAAGUUUUACUAGUUACCAGUCUUGGCAUUAAGACAUCAUGGCGGCCGCCUUGAAGCUAUGAUGUACUUCUUUGCCUUUUGUCAUAUUCCAAAAUAACAAAAGAUGUAAGUGCAUCUCAGACCUUGAAUCAUAAAACGUCAAUCGUUUAUAUAGGGAUAGAAUCCGCACUGAACAGAAAUAUGGCUAACUAUGGCAACUUUCUCACAUUAUGCAGACAUUCUUGUUUUGUUCUUCAACUAGGUAUCCCCACAAGCUUGCAGUUUUUUGGAAAAAAAGGAAAGCGAAAUACAGUACAAAGGUAGUCAGUGUAGACUUUGGAUCUCUGUUCUUUCUCUCUUAGCUCAUUAAACGUUAUUGAUGUCUUAAUCGUCAGUUUGAGUUAAAGAAAUAUUUCUUGCAAUUACUUUUUCUCUCAGCCUUUAGCAUGGUUUGGAGGUGUUGCAAAUGAUUAUCGUGGUGUUCAUUUUUGGCCUGAGCCUGAUCCAGUAGCUGGUAAACUUACUCUCCUCAAGGUAAGUUUUGAACAAAGGCAACAUGAGGUAGAAAUUUGAGGACAGAUUUCCUUAAAGUGCCACAGUAUUUGGAAACGAAAUUUUAGUCCAAAAGACUUGCCUUCGUCAUAGUUUUCUUUUUGAAACCAUCGUUUUCGUAAACACGUUAUACCUACUUACUGAAGCCUUCUUUGCUUUUUAUUUGGCUUGCUCCUUCCUCCAAUUCAAUUUGCGUUACGUUUUAAGAAAUUUUGAAAUAAAAACAGUCCAUCUUAAUGUUAAAUCUAUUAUAACUUUCAUUCUAAAAGUUCAAAGCACAGCAACUGAAGAGAAAAAAAAAUUAUGAAACGCUAUUGAAUUUAUGAAACGUUUGAGGACAUAUGAUUAAAUUUAUAUUGCCAAAGCCAUUAUAUGAACUUUAUUUCACAAUAACACUUCCUGGACGUUAAAAGACACUGGACAGGCAAAAUUAAUAGGGACCUUAACCAGUCAGGAGAGUGAUGCCUAGGAAGACAAAUUGAUUAAAAAAUAGAUCUAAAUUUUUGUUUGGAAUUUCCUUAAUAGCAGCAUGAAUGCUUUUACUGUCUCUAACAGUGCCACAUCUCAACCUCUGUAUAAUGUGUGUGAGCCACAUUGAGUUCCAUAUUGAAAGUGAAAUAAUUUUCUGUCAGUGUUCCUGUACACAGACCACGUCAAAUUUGAUUUGACUUCAACAUGAAAAAAGUUCUAAAUGCUAGUGCUUAGCUAUUGUUCUGCUCAUUUGGUCUUUUGUUUUGUCACAUCUUCGAUUCCAUUGUUCUUGUGGUUUGUUCAAGGUCCCUAAUAUUGUUGUUAUCAAGUUUGUUUCUUUAUUUUAAAACAAUAUUUAUUUGUAUUUGUAGAACUCAGAGGAUGAAAUGACAGAAUAUCUAGAAAAGCAGUGGAAUAUUUUCAUCUGUAAUGUAAGCUUUUCCCUUUUCAAUAUUAUGCAAGCAUGUAGUCACUCUUUGAUAUUAUUUUCACUCCAGGCAGUUUGGAGUAAAUCUGAACACUUUUCAUCUUCCUCUUGCUUCUUUGAAAUCAUUAGGUGUCCCCCAGUGGUUGUCACCAGCUUCUGGCCACUGGCUGUAUUGAUAUCAGUAAUUACAUUACAGAGAUGCCUAGAAAAGUGGAAGUUACUGUCACUCUUAAGCCAGCAAUCAAGAAAGUUGUUUCUGGUAAAAUUGAGUUUGAAUUAUCAUGGAUUAUCCAGGAAGAUGACAGAGUUGUUCAGUGAGUAUUCUUCCGUAAUUUCCAUAGCUAGUUAUUGUAGUGAUCAUCCACCUUAUGUUUGGCAUUUAAAAGUUAGUUACUUGAUCAUGAACUUGAUCAAUAAACUUUCAAAGUGAGAUAUUAUCAUUUUUGCUGCAUAAUCACAAGGGUCAACUAAAAUCUAAAGUUUAGUUGCUCAAUGGUUUUUAUUCAUGCAGUUAUUAUUUGUUUUGUCUAAAAGUAAUUGUAUUGUGAAAUUCCAUUAACUCUUUUGCAUUACCUUUACAGUCCCACAGAUGAAGAGAUAUGGGAAGAGAUAAUGCAGGAGGUCAGGGAGGAACAAGCAAGAAGAAAAGCUGAGGGAAAGACAGCAAAACAAAAAUCUUUGAAAAAAAGAAGGCACAGGAAAUGUGGCUGCUCAAGUGAUACAGACAUUGCAACUGAAGAAGACAAAAAGAAAGAUAAAAGCAAUAAAGUUGGCUGCUCAAGUGGUACAAAAAUUGCUGUUGCUGGGGAAGAUAAAGAAACUAUUGAACAACAAGGUGGCAUCUUCCCAAAUGCUGAACCUCAGGUGGAUCCCUCAUCUGGCAGCAAUACCAAAGUGGGGUCAGGAAAGGUCGGGAGGCAGUCUUCACCUCAUCAUGCACAUCUUAACCCUGUUUCACCCCAAACACACCCACCUGCUAGCCAGGGUCUGCCAUUAGAGAGUGAAGAGAAAAAAGAGGUGCAAAGUGAAAGGAACCUUCAUAAAACUGUCAGGUUUCAAAUUGAUGAACAGCCUGAGGUAUUACAUCUUGUUGUACAUGAUGAAGAAGCACUGGCCUCCUUGUCUGUGUUGUCUUCAGAAACUGUUUACAGAGAAACAGUUUUCAUAAAGGAAGAUGAAGUUGCAACAAAAGAGAAGUGCAUUCCCAAGAGAGAUGAAAAUUCAUGUAAGUUCUGUUUUGAUUUCCAGCCUCCCAUUCCAAAUGGAAAGGGGCUUAAAUUUGAAUACUUUUCUCCUGUUUGAUCUGAUUUAUUUUCAAUCAAACAGUUUUAUUGUAAGACUCCUUGGAACCUUGAGCUAUAAGCACUAAAUAAAAAUCAUAACUUUACAUUUUUUAAUUCUGAAUUACAACUAUUUUUGUUGAUUAUUGAUGUUAACCUUUUUGUUCAGCCUCAAGUGGAAGCCAGCUUCACUCAGAGUUGGCCAGUUAUGUUGAAGAGGAACUGAAGCUUGUUCAAGAUGAAUUAUUAUCUUCGGAAGAAGUCCGCUCAAAAGUAAAACUUGAAAUGCAGAGAGCUAUGUCAUCAGGUGGAUGAUCCAUUUCCAAAAUGAUAAAGUGAAAUACCUUGGAAUUUCAAAAAAACUUAUGUUAAGUUCUUUUCCCCACUAAUGAGUUAUAAAUCUUUAACUCCAGGAUCUUAUUGGUAAUUCUCUUUACUGUCUGCGGUACAAUUCUUAUGAUAUUAGAUCAGUAAAAUUGGUAUUGAAUGGACUAAUGCUAUUGUUUUGAUAUUGUAAGGAUAAAUUCUGUCUUGAUCAUUCUUAGGAGUGAAAGCAUUAAAAAUAUUAAAAAACAGCUAAUCCCCAAACUAGAGAUACUGCAAGUUUUUACACUUAUUUCAGAUGUUAUAAGCCAUGCUUAACUUACACAGCUUAUACAAUGUAUUUGUUUAUUUUUUGUCUGUAGACCACAAAGAAGAGUUUGAAAGCUUAAACCAAGGCUGGCUUAUAUUGGAUAGCUUCCAUUCCAAAGUGAUGAACAGAGAAGAUGACCUUCUUGCCCUGUAA
Messenger RNA from Pocillopora meandrina, 4022 nucleotides. Lineage: Eukaryota; Metazoa; Cnidaria; Anthozoa; Scleractinia; Pocilloporidae. The record is from the annotation of a GenBank genome assembly.